This is a messenger RNA of Saccostrea echinata, 4528 nucleotides long. Its product is annotated as multidrug resistance-associated protein 1-like. The coding region runs from base 1 to 4458 and encodes 1485 amino acids. NCBI's taxonomy places the organism in Eukaryota, Metazoa, Mollusca, Bivalvia, Ostreida, Ostreidae. The transcript has 26 exons. Gene Ontology annotation, biological process: transmembrane transport. Gene Ontology annotation, cellular component: membrane. Gene Ontology annotation, molecular function: ATP binding; ABC-type transporter activity; ATP hydrolysis activity. The record is from RefSeq and is a predicted model, not a curated record.
AUGACGGACAGCAUUGUGGACAAGAUUGAAUUUUACUGUUCGGGAGAUUCUCUUUGGGACUCCAAUCUGACCUGGAACACUGCUUCUCCAGAUCUCACACCCUGCUUCCAGAAAACAGUUUUACCCUGGACACCAUGUAUUUUUAUCUUGAUAUUUUCACCACUCAGGCUCUUCUUACUGCCAAAGGAACGCUCAAACCAACAACAAUCUACCCUUUGUCUUGCCAAAUAUAUUUUGUGUUCUGGUCUCGUCUUCCUUUCACUCUUGGAAUGCUUAGAAACGGUUUAUGUGAAUUCUCUGGAUGAUGCCGUCCGACAACCGGAAUUCAUGUCAUCCAUACUUACUGGCAUUACACUGGUUAUGGCCAAUCAUAUCAUGUGGACAGAACGCCAACAAAAAGUAAGGUCCUCUGGAUUUCUACUUACGUACUGGUUCCUGAUGUUUGUCAGUCUUUCUUUGACACUUCAGUCCCGAGUCAGAUCCCUCCUCAAACAGGAUGAUUUGAAUGUGGAUACGAGGUUUUGUUUCCUGUCCAUACAGACUCUUCUCAGCAUAGCUCAGCUGACUCUGACGGCACUAUUUGUGGACAGCUUCCCUGAAGAUGACCAAAAAUACAAGAAACCCUCUGCUGAGAAUAGUACAUUUCUUUCCACAUUGUCGUUUUCUUGGUUUACUGGCGUCGUGAGGGAAGCUUACAGGCGAACUUUAAAAGCUGAAGACAUGAUAGAGCUUACAGCGGACUUAACAUCGGAGUCAGCUGUUCCUAUAUUCCAGAAAGCAUGGCAUGACGAAGUUAAUACCAAGAAAAGGAAAAACUACUCAGUAAAAUCUGAUAUUAAUGACAACAGAUCGGACGGAAACAUACAACAGGCUAGUCUCUUUAAAGUGCUCUUCAAAAUUCAUUCGAAUGAGAUAGUUUUGAAUUUUCUGAUGAGGAUGUCACGUCACCUUCUGCAGUUUGUUGGACCCUUACUUUUCAAGCAAAUGAUUGACUUCGCCGAGGACAGUAAUGAUUUUCUUUGGCACGGAAUUUUAUUUGCUAGUGUUAAAUUCAUAGUUGAUUGCACAGAAGUGUUAAUGGGAAAUUGUGACGACAAUAUUUGUCACAUGAUAGGAAUCAAAAUCAGAACAUCUAUCUGUGGAGCUUUGUAUAGAAAGAUGACUAAACUUUCGAACACGGCUAAGAAAGAUUGCACUGUUGGCGAGAUGGUUAACCUGAUGGCUGAUGAUGCUCAGAGGGUUGUGCGUGCUCUCUUUCAAGUACAUUUCUUGUGGAUAGGACCUCUACAGGCAUGCGUUGCUCUUUACUUUCUAUACCAGGAGUUAAAGUUGGCUGCAGUCCUUGGAUUUAGCCUCCUAUUCAUUUUCAUCCCCUUGAAUGUAUUCAUAGCAAAGAAACAUCACAAAAUCAAUAAUGAGAAUACUGACAUCAAAGAUAAAAGAAUGAAGGUUUUAAAUGAAGUCUUUAAUGGAAUAAAGGUACUAAAGCUGUAUGCAUGGGAACCCUCAUUUGAAGACAAAAUUGAUUCCAUUCGAUUCCAAGAGCUACGUGGGAAAAUGAAAAGGAGAUGUUUUGAUGCAGUGUCAUCUUUCAUUUGGGGAAUAUCAGACUUUUUGAUUGCUUUUGUCAUCUUUGCCGUGUAUUUGUGGUUAGACGAUAGCAACGUGAUGACAACAAAGAAGAUAUUUUACACAAUAUCACUACUUGGAAUUCUACGUGGACCAAUUCUACAUAUGCCACAUGUGAUCACAGCUCUUGUGGAGACAACAACCGCUCUUAAAAGAAUUCAAAAGUUUUUGAAUCACGAGGAAAUAGAUGAAUCAGCUAUCCAACAUGGUGGAAAUGAAGUAAUGUCUAUACAGAUGAAAGGUGCAUCGUUCACUUGGAAUGGAAAGAAGAACCCAAAUUUAAGAAAUAUAAACAUUGAUAUCCCUGACGGAGGACUAGUAGCUAUUGUUGGAGCUGUGGGGGCUGGAAAGUCUUCGCUUUUGUCAGCAGCAAUUGGAGAAAUGGAAAAGAUUUCCGGGGAAGUUUGUGUGAAUGGUUCUAUUGCCUAUGUAACACAACAAGCAUGGAUUCAAAACAAUUCUUUAAAAGAAAAUCUUCUGUUCGGAAAGAAGAUGAAUAAGAAAAAUUAUAAUAAAGCAAUCGAUGCAUGUGCUCUACGAACAGAUCUUGACAUCCUUCCGGGAGGAGAUGAAACUGAAAUCGGAGAAAAGGGAAUUAAUCUUAGUGGAGGACAAAAACAGAGAGGAAGUCUGGCACGUGCAGUUUACCAAGACGCGGACAUCUACCUGUUAGAUGACCCUCUAAGUGCUGUGGAUGCACAUGUCGGAAGACAUAUAUUUCAAAAAGUCAUUGGCAAUGGAGGACUUCUGAGAAAUAAGACACGAGUCCUCGUAACACACGCCAUAAGCUUUUUACCAAACGUGGACAAGAUUAUAAAUAUGGUCAAUGGAGAAGUAUCGGAAGUUGGAACCUAUAAUGAGCUAAUGGAAAGGAAUGGAGCGUUUGCAGAAUUCGUACGGAACCAUGCACUAGAAGAGUCUUCUGAUGACGAUGAAGAGCAAACAAAUAAAAGACAAAAGUUCAUAGGGCGACAGAUAUCAACUAUUGACCAGUCUGACAAAGGAGAUCAGGAAAGAACAGAGAACAAAUGUAAAGAUUCUAAAUUCAUAGAAGAAGAAGCAAUAGAAACAGGACAGGUGAAAUGGUCUGUUUACACCAGUUAUUUGAAGGUAGCUGGACGUUUCCUCCUGGUCGUGUUUUUGUUCACUAUUGCAGAGAACAUAUCAGAUCAUUAUAAUAAGUACUGGUUGAGCGAAUGGAGUAGCGGCAACGUAGAUAACUGUACAACAGUUAAUAUAUCUACAAGUUUACAACAUUCACGAGAAAGAUACAGACUUAAAGUAUUUGGAUGCAUUGGACUGAUUAGAACUAUUUUUGAUGUUCUGGUACAACUCUCAAUUACUUACAUCGCCGUUAAAUCAGCACGAACGUUUCACCAGAAUGCCCUGUCCAGUGUGAUGAGAGCUCCACUGAGCUUCUUCGAUACAACGCCGAUUGGCAGAAUCAUCAAUCGUUUCUCGAAGGACAUGGAAACUUUAGAUUGGUCUCUUCCCUGGAUUACAAAAUCAUUCUUAGAGUGUAUUCCUCAUAUGUUCUUCACUUUUGCAAUCAUUACGAUGGGAACGCCUAAAAUAUUGUACUUCGUGAUUCCAUUGUGCUUCGUUUAUUUUUUCAUACAGAGACUCUUCAGUGCCACUGCAACACAGACCAGGAGGAUCUGCAGUGCCCUUAGAUCACCUCAGUACUCUCAUUUCAGCGAGUCCAUCAAUGGUGUCACAACACUUCGUGCUUUCAACAAAACUCAGCUGUUCACAAAUGAGUCUGAUCGUCGACGAGAUGCGUACAAUAAGGCUGAAGUAACAAACACUAUGUGUUACAGAUGGUUAGGAAUUCGUUUGCAGGUUAUUGGAAACCUUUUGGUUUUCAUUGCUUGCGUAAUGGCUGUUUACAGAAGAGACGUAUUAUCAAGUGGGAUGAUAGCACUCGUUAUGACAUACGCUGGACAUAUAACCGGUAUGCUUCAUUGGAUUGUUCAUGUUUUUACCGAAAUGGAUACUAACAUCAUAUCAGUGGAAAGAAUUUUGGAAUAUAUCGAAACAAAACCUGAAGCAGAAUGGCGAAUUAAAGAUACAAAACCUGCCCCUGAAUGGCCUCAAAAAGGCCACAUAAAAUUUUCAAAUUUUGGUCUAAGAUACCGUGAGGGUUUGGACCUGGUUUUGAAAGAAAUAGAUUGCGAAAUAAUGCCAGGAGAGAAAAUCGGAAUUGUUGGGAGAACUGGGGCAGGAAAAUCGUCCCUAACUCUUGGAUUAUUCCGAAUCCUUGAAAAGGCCCAAGGCAAUAUAAUUAUUGAUGAUGUUGACAUAUCUACCAUCGGUCUUCAUGAUCUUCGUUCAAAACUCACAAUUAUACCUCAGGAUCCCAUUUUAUUUUCCGGUACAAUACGGAUGAAUCUGGAUCCGUUUGAGUCUUAUACUGAUGAAGAGUUGUGGGUAGCUUUGGAACACGCCCAUCUUAAAAAGUAUGUGGAAUCCUUAGACGAUGGCCUUCAACAUGAAUGUACUGAGGGAGGUGAAAAUUUGAGUGUUGGACAAAGACAAUUGGUUUGUCUUGCCCGUGCAUUAUUAAGGAAAACCAAGGUGCUAGUAUUAGACGAAGCUACAGCAGCAGUUGACCUGGACACGGAUAACCUUAUACAGAAAACCAUAAGACAGGAGUUCUCAGACUGCACAAUUCUCACCAUAGCACACAGGCUCAAUACCAUCAUGGAUUACUCAAGAAUAAUGGUUUUGGACAAAGGUCAGAUCAAAGAAUUUGAAAGUCCAGAAACAUUGCUGAAAGAUGAGGACAGUACAUUUUACAAAAUGGCUAAAGAUGCCAACCUUGUUUAGUAUAGAUUCUCUUUCUUCUCAUCAAACCAAUCAAUGAACACUUAUUAAUGACUGUGAAACUCGGUGCCAA